This is a messenger RNA of Rhinolophus ferrumequinum (greater horseshoe bat), 4291 nucleotides long. RefSeq names its product lanosterol 14-alpha demethylase. The transcript has 10 exons. The record is from RefSeq and is a predicted model, not a curated record. NCBI's taxonomy places the organism in Eukaryota, Metazoa, Chordata, Mammalia, Chiroptera, Rhinolophidae. Gene Ontology annotation, molecular function: heme binding; oxidoreductase activity, acting on paired donors, with incorporation or reduction of molecular oxygen; iron ion binding. The coding region runs from base 80 to 1591 and encodes 503 amino acids.
UCCGAGGGGCCGUGGCUACCUGGGCCUCCAGCGUCUCCGGGGAACUGAAGCGGCGGCGGCGGCGGCGGCGGCGGCAGGGAUGGCAUUGCUGGGCUUACUGCAGGCGGGCGGGUCGGUGCUGAGGCAGGCAACGGAACAGGUGACAGGUGGCAACCUCCUAUCCAUGCUGCUGAUCGCCUGCGCCUUUACUCUCAGCCUGGUCUACCUGUUCCGCCUCGCCAUCGGCCACCUGGCCCCUCUGCACGGCGGGGCGAAAAGUCCACCACACAUUUUCUCUCCAAUUCCAUUCCUUGGGCAUGCCAUAGCAUUUGGGAGAAGUCCAAUUGAAUUCCUAGAAAAUGCAUAUGAGAAGUACGGACCUGUGUUUAGUUUUACCAUGGUGGGCAAGACGUUUACUUACCUUCUGGGGAGUGAUGCUGCUGCCCUGCUUUUUAAUAGUAAAAACGAAGACCUGAAUGCAGAAGAUGUCUACGGUCGUCUGACAACACCUGUGUUUGGGAAGGGAGUUGCAUAUGAUGUGCCGAAUCCAGUUUUCUUGGAGCAGAAGAAAAUGUUAAAAAGUGGCCUUAAUAUAGCCCACUUUAGACAGCACGUUUCUAUAAUUGAAAAAGAAACAAAGGAAUACUUUCAGAGUUGGGGAGAAAGUGGAGAAAGAAAUUUGUUUGAAGCUCUUUCUGAGCUUAUAAUCUUAACAGCUAGUCAUUGUUUACAUGGAAAGGAAAUCAGAAGUCAGCUCAAUGAGAAGAUGGCACAACUGUAUGCAGAUUUGGAUGGAGGUUUCAGCCACGCAGCCUGGCUGUUGCCUGGUUGGCUCCCUUUGCCGAGUUUCAGACGCAGGGACAGAGCUCAUCGAGAGAUAAAGAAUAUUUUCUAUAAAGCAAUCCAGAAACGCAGACAGUCAGAAGAAAAAAUUGAUGACAUUCUCCAGACUUUACUAGAUUCCACUUACAAGGAUGGACGUCCUUUGACAGAUGAUGAAAUAGCAGGCAUGCUGAUUGGACUGCUUUUGGCUGGGCAGCAUACGUCCUCAACUACUAGUGCCUGGAUGGGCUUCUUUUUGGCCAGAGACAAAACACUUCAAGAAAAAUGUUAUUUAGAACAGAAAACUGUCUGUGGAGAGGAUCUACCUCCUUUAACUUAUGACCAGGUGAAAGAUCUAAAUUUACUUGAUCGCUGUAUAAAAGAAACAUUAAGACUUCGACCUCCUAUAAUGACCAUGAUGAGAAUGGCCAAAACUCCUCAGAUUGUGGCAGGAUAUACCAUUCCUCCAGGACAUCAGGUGUGUGUUUCUCCCACUGUCAAUCAAAGACUGAAAGACUCAUGGGUAGAACGUCUGGAGUUUAAUCCUGAUCGCUACUUACAGGACAAUCCAGCAUCAGGAGAGAAGUUUGCCUAUGUGCCAUUUGGAGCUGGGCGUCAUCGUUGUAUUGGGGAGAAUUUCGCCUAUGUGCAAAUCAAGACAAUUUGGUCCACUAUGCUUCGUUUAUUUGAAUUUGAUCUCAUUGAUGGUUAUUUUCCCACUGUGAAUUACACAACCAUGAUUCACACCCCUGAAAACCCAGUUAUCAGAUACAAACAAAGACCAAAAUGAAAAAGGAAUACAUGAAACAUCACUGUAAACGGCAAAAACAUCAGAAGAGAAUGAAGUUUAUGAAACAACUCUUCAGUGCAUUUUCUUUGAGGGUGUAAUUUUAAAAGACUGCCAGCUUAACUUAGGGUUUUUGUAUUUUCUUAACUGAAAACUUCCAUCAAAUCUAAUGGCAUUUCAGACAUUUCCCAAUAGUUUUUUGAUGGAUAUUUACUACACAUGCUUUGUAAAUUAAGGAAAUCAAGCUCACCAGUAAAUAAUUAUUUAGGGGGAUCUUGGUAAUUGGCAAAUUCUAAAUAACAGGAUUUCUUGAUAUUAAUUUUAAUAGCUCUUGGCAAGUUAGUUCAGGGUACUCAAAUCUUGGACUAGAUGCAGGUGUAAAAGCUCAGUGGGAUACUAGGAAGCCUCAGAUUAUUCAUUCAUUUGCUUGGUAAUGUUUGUGUGUGUGAGUGAGGAUUGGUGGGUAGGGAAUAAACUCACAUUUAGAGCCUUGGAUAAAAGAGAAACUAUUGUUUGGGGUGAUGAUUCUUAGUGAUGAUGGAGCUGUGUUGUAGACAAAUUUGUCCUGAAGAAACACUGUUAUACUGACUUAAUUACAUUUCCUAAAAAAAAUAAAUACUAAAGACUGCUGUGUGACUUGAUCUAAUUACUAAAUAUUUACCUACCUGAUAAAUUGGUCUCUUGUUCCUGUUGGUCACAUCUGUGAAAGUCCAAAAAAGUCUCUGAGGGAUAAUUUUUGUUCUCUUCAGCUCAAGGUGGUUCCUGGCUUCUUCUUAAUGUAAUUAGAGAUUUUAUGUUACUAGUUCUGUUUAUUAAAACUUAAUUUAUGCCAAGCAAUUUUGUUUGUUUUUAAUAGAAAAUCUGAGAUCAGGAAACUCUGGCUUUAAUAUAAGGGUAAUAUUAAGCAUAGUAUCAUUGGUCCUAUUUCGUGAAAGUUGUGUUCGGGAGUCAACCUAAAUUAUAACGGGAGCCUGUCUCUAUCAUACCUGUAAUUCAACGACAGUCUGUUUUUACUAGAUGAUGCCAAAAUAUUUUCCAUCAUGUGUAUAACAGUUUUGUUUAAGAGGCUGGAGGACUCAUUAAAGGUUCAAGUCUACCUCUGCUGUUACUUUUUCACAUUAAAAUUGUCUUUGAGAAAAAAUGUCUAUAUUCAUGAAUUGUAAAGUUACGUGCUUCAGUGAGAUCCAGGAAUCUAAAAACUUGGAUGGGAAAAAAAUGCCUUUCUUGUACUAGUUUCAAAUUAAUUUAGUAUUUCCUUUAUUUACAAAUUUAGGCAACAAAGUACACUAGUAUUAGCAGUAAGUACCCAUGAUUUUGGAAACAAAUCACAGAUAUUUUCAUACCAUUAUUGUACAUCUCUUGAAAUAUCUUUUACUCUCAUCACUACUUUGAAAUUAUGGUAGUUAGAUCAACUGCUAGAUCUUAUUUCUUUAAACUUACAUAUAAAUUUUUUUGUUUGACUUUCUAUAUAAUUGGUUUCCUUUACAAUCCUAUAUGUUUUAUAUCUGUAAAAGCAUUAUUCUUAGAAGGAACCCAUAGUUUCCACAAGAAAGUUUGAGAGGUUCAUGGCACAAAAAAAGUUAAAGCUCCGAGAUAAGAUGGCUAAUCUGUGUUUAGUGAAUAGUUUUAGACCUUAAUAGAUUUAAUUUUUAAGCAGACUAAUUAUUGAGAAGCAUUAACAAGCUGACCACAGAGGCCUAAUCUCAAAAGGAGGGCUGAUGGUCAAACAUGGGAGUGAAAUGAGAUUGUUCAGAACACUUGUCUAUCUGCUCCUUUCUCCAUUCUCAGAACAGAAUAGUCUUGAAUGUCAAAUUAUGAAAGGUUUUACUCAAAACCCUCACCUUCAACUACGUGCUUUAGAAUACAUUUGUUAUUUCUAGAACUCUUACUGGAAUUCAGCUGCUAAUAUAUGUAUAAUUUAGAUAAUGAGAAAUCUUUAAGGAUACAUACAAUUUGUUUCCAUAGCCUAUGUGUGUUGGUAAAAAUCAGAAUAUCCAAUAGUAAGACAAAAUUCUCUGGUUAUAAGCAUCUAUAAUACUACUCUUGCUGUUUUAGUGAGUUGCCAAGUUACAAGAGAGGACUCUAAUUAAGAUACAACAUUGAGAUUUAUAUUAUCUCAGUUUCCCAAUCUGAACUGGGCUAGACAUCAGAAAUACUGUUUAAUUCUGUUGUAUUGGGGUUAAUAAAAUUUAAGAUUACUUGAGUUAAAUGAGUUCUGUAUCAUCUUAGUGCACAUAGCUUUGUGAGGACACACAUAACACUAAAUAUAACAGGGCAAGUAAGGAUGAAUCAUAAAAAUACCAAUAUAGCUUUUAAAAACUGUAAUAAGAUGUAAGGUUGCUACAACGGCACAUGGAAAAUGCUGCAAUAGAAGGAGAGAGAUCCCAGUAAGACCUCCAAGAUUAUCACAACUUUCUGAAUCUCUAAGUCCCACGACUUUCUGGUAGGUAAUGACACAAUAUGCACUGCCACAGACUGAAUGUUUGUGUCCCCCACCCCCACUCAUAUGUAGAAACCUAAUCCCCAAUUUGUUGGUAUUCAGGAAUGGGGCCUUUGGAGGCGAUUCCAUCAUGGUGGUGCUCUCCUGAACGGGAGAGUUCCCACGCAUGUCCCUUCUGCCAUGUGAGGACACACCAAGAAGACGGCUGUCUACGAGCCAGGAAGCAGGCCCCUACCAGUCACUGAAUCUGGAUCCCAGUCUCC